AUGGCUACGACGACCCCCACACCUACGACCACCACAACGACAACAACGACCACAACGACUACCCCCCCUACCACGACGACAACCCCGCCGCCGCCACCGACGACGACCACCACCACCACUACGACGACGACUACCGAAGCAGCAACGACCUCGGUGCCCGCUAGUACCUCGGCAGGAACCAGCACAUCGCAAGGUCCCUCGACCACGCAGGCAAGUGGCUAUUCAAGUCUCGAAGUUGGCGAGAUUCUCGUAGCAGGCGACAGUCAGGGAUGGCAGAGCUUUUCUUUCCAAAGGCCUUUUGCCCAGCCGCCUGUCGUUGUGGUACUACCAGUGGUGACCGACGGAGAGACAACCCCAAGAAGUGUGCGGACUAGAUCCGUGUCCACUUCAAGUUUUGAGGCUCUCGUUGUGAUACCGCCGGGUGCGACCAGCAUUCGACCGGACAUGACGGUGUCCUACAUGGCUGUACUUCCAGGAGCGCAUGUGCUGCCGGACGGCCGAAAAGUUGAGGCUGGACUCAAGGAGACAUCGGCCAGACAAGUGGGCAAAGCGUGCAAGGCUUCUGGAGUUGCUGCGAGCUGGGACAAGAUCAGCUUCAACACGCAGUUCUCCUCCGCGCCAGCCGUCGUCGCGAAUCUGCAGACCGCAAACAACGAGCAAGGUGCUGUGCCACAAUUCUUUUCCAAGCCCUGGCUUACACUGGCUUGUAAGGAUGUGUCAGCGACUGAAGUGUCCAUCGCCCUGGACUCGGCAGAGACGUCGAAAGUUGGAGACGUCACGCAGACCGAAGAAGUCGGCUACAUUGCCAUGGAGACCGGACAGGGCACUUUCGCCGCGGAGAUUGGGGGUGCCCCGGUUCUUUACAGCGCGGUCUUGACAGGAAGUGUCGUGAAGGGUCUUGACGAUGGAGCUGUGGAGGUGGCGCUGGCCACCGACAUGAUGACCGAGUCCCCGCUGGUGGUGGGAAGCCAAUCGACGCGGAACGGGGAGAACGGGGGCUGGCUCAGAAUGUCCUCCAUGUCCGGCUCCUCAGUGCAACUGGUCAUAGACGAGGAUAUCUACUGUGACAGUGAGCGCAAACACAUUGAGGAAAAAGCAAGCAUCCUCGCCUGGUCGAGGGCUUUCUCCAUGGGCUCGUCGACCCCCAUCGCCACGACCACCACAACGACCACAACGACCACUACGACGACCACUACAACAACCACAACGACCACAACGACCACAACGACCACGACGACAACGACGACAACGACUACCACGACGACCACAACAACCACGACGACCACUACGACGACCACUACAACAACCACAACAACCACGACGACCACAACGACAUCCACCACUACCACGACAACCACAACGACUCUGGCAGGGACUACAACGACAAGAACCCUGGCUGCUGCACCAAGCUUGGAAGUGGGCGAGGUGACGGUGCGAAGCGGGGAAUGGACCAGCUUUUCAUUCAGUGCAGCCUUUGCCGAAAAGCCGGUGGUUGUGAUUGCAGUCUCUGGAGAAGGUGAUGGGCCUGCAGCUAUCCGCCUGCAAGGCAUCAGUAGCACCGGCUUCCAAGCCAUCGUUGCUACGCCACCGGAGACAGGCAGCGUGGUGAGUCAGAUGACUGUCACCUUCGUGGCCAUGCCUCCAGGCAUCGCUCAGCUCCCAGGUAGUGGCCUGUGGCUGGAAGCCGGCCGCGAUGCGACCUCGAAGCUCGCAGCAGCCAAGAAGUGCCGGCCUGCAGGAGGACUUCAGACGUCCUGGCAGAAAGUGAGCUUCCAGCACGAGUUCGCAGAGAAGCCCGCUCUUCUCACAACGAUUCAGACAACGAACAACGAAGCCGGGCUGCCCUUGGACUCCAAGCCCUGGUUCACUGUGGGGGUCAACAGCGUCAAUCCUACGGAUGCUUGGGUCGCCUUGGAGAUGGCGGAGACGUCAGAGCACGGUGGCUCGAGCAUCCAGGACGAAGAGGUUGGAUGGAUCGCCGUUCAGCAAGGUGCGCACUCCUUCCUGGCUGCUACAGGUCAAACGAUUCAAUGCGCAUCUGUCUAUUCCGCACGAAGCGUGCCUGGUUGGCAAAAUGGCGGGGCCACAGUUCCACUUGGUACGGACAUCGGAAGCACGAGUCCCCUGGUGGUCGCAAGCCAAUCAAAAAGGUGGGGAGGUGACGGCGGCUGGGUACGAGUUCUGGGAGCCACCAGCUCCUCUGUUGAUGUUGCCAUCGACGAAGACAGGAACUGCGAUACUGAAAGAAAGCACACCAAAGAGGAAGUAAGCGUCGUUGCCUUCUCCGACCGGUGCAUCAUCUGA
Symbiodinium necroappetens is the source of this 2304-nucleotide messenger RNA. The record is from the annotation of a GenBank genome assembly. Lineage: Eukaryota; Dinophyceae; Suessiales; Symbiodiniaceae.